GAACCUCCUGGUCUUCAGCAAAGGACAAAGAGCACAAUUCCAACACGCCUGACCUCCCCAUCGGCAGGUCACCAGCUUGGCCUGCUUUAGGCAAACUCCCUUGGUCUGAAGAAACUCCCUUCCUCCUGCCGCUCCAGCACUGCUGUUCCUACUGACUUUUCGGCAGCGUGCACAGAUCCGAGGAGAAGCCAGCCUGAAAUAAGCUCAGAGCCAGCAAGGCCCUGAGGCUGAGAGGAGCUGGGGCUCUGCUACAACCCAACCUGCCUCCAACUCGUACAGAGCGUUGUGGCUUCCCAGCUAGCACUUGUCUGGAAUGAUUUCAGCAACCCGAGGUGCAUGUCACAGCUCGUCACCUCCCCUCAGACAGACCUGCAGCAACAGAGAGGGAGUAGGAGAGCCCAGAGGGAGAGCGGCAGCCGCGGCUGAAACCACACAACACCCUUUCACUGCUCCCACUGCAGCGGAUUUUCCUGCCUGAUCCCCUGCACUGCCGGCCGCACCUCUUCUGCAGCCCCGAUCUGUAGCUCCAGACAGAAGUGUCCUUGUAAGAAGUAGCUGGGAUCUUUCUAUGUCUGCCCUGCACUUUCUGGAAAUCCCAUGUAAGAAGAGAGCCAAGAGAAAAGCAGGAAGGCUGGAGAAGAGAAAUGCAAACAUUGGGUGGCCAAAGUAACACAGCAGUUCGGACCACUCACUGCAGUUUUACCACCGACCAGCAGGAUCAACCAUAAAUUACCAGCCGCAGUCAAAGCAGUGUCAGAAAAAUAUUAGCCCUGAAGUCCUGCCACCGGGAAAGGCUGAGAGAUGGCCGAAGGGAAAAUAACAACUUUCACCGCCCUGACGGAAAAAUUCAACCUUCCCUUGGGGAAUUACAAGAAACCCAAGCUCCUGUACUGCAGCAAUGGAGGCCACUUCUUGAGGAUACUUCCAGAUGGCAAGGUAGAUGGGACAAGGGACCGAAGCGACCAACACAUCCAACUGCAGCUAAGCGCGGAAAGCGUGGGUGUAGUGUAUAUAAAGAGCACCAAGUCUGGACAGUACUUGGCUAUGGACACCAAUGGCCUUUUAUAUGGAUCACAGUUAAUGAGUGAGGAAUGUUUGUUCCUGGAAAGGAUGGAAGAAAAUCAUUACAACACAUAUACAUCUAAGAAGAAUGCAGAUAAGAACUGGUUCGUUGGCUUAAAGAAGAAUGGAAGCACCAAACUGGGACCACGGACUCACUAUGGCCAGAAGGCAAUCCUUUUCCUUCCGCUGCCAGUGUCAGCUGAUUAGAAGAUCCUACCCCAACUGCCAUAAGACAACCCUGAAUCUUACGCACCAACUACCACCUCUUCUCUCUUUCUCUCUCUUUACUGGCUAGAGUGACAAAGAGAUUAACUGUAUGACCAGACGCGUUCAGUAUUUAAAUGCUUUAAAAAUUAAAAUCAGAGCUGUUUAGUUUUGUACUAACCAAGUUUUGCAGAAAUGAGGGAAACCUCUCCCUGAACAAUGGACAAGUUGUGCCUUCACUUCCUUCUUGUUUUCCGUUGUCCAUUGUCAGAGCUGUACAAUAGGAGCUUUGGCACUAGAGGUAAAAUGUGUGCAAUGAAAAAUGCAAAAUGACUCCAAAGGAUAUGCAUAUACUCUGCUACAGAGCGAGCACACAGGUACGUUAUUGCCCUUAAUGCAUGGCUUAAAAUAACACUAAAUCAUGUGGUUCUUGCCAGGGGAAUACACACUUAGAGCCAGUGUGUCUGUUUUCUAGUCAUAGAAAAGUGAAGUUCUCCUGGAAUAGAUUUAUUAAAAUAUCUAUCUAGACGGUAUAUAACACACAUAAACAAAAAUGAAGAUGUAUCAAUAUCCAUUGUAUCAUGUGCAAGCAGUCAAGAAUGGUGAAAAAAGUUUGUAUAAAACUAACCACAACCUAUGCUUUUAAAACCUAGCCACUACUCCUUUCCUACUCCACUCAUAUUGUUAAAUUCCUUAUUAGUCCCCUUCAUAUGUAAUUUGUAUUUAUUUAUUAAGUGACUGUGUGCAUUUUAAACAGGUCAAUAAUAGUAAGUAUAGGCAUUCAAAGUCACUUUAUGUUCUCUGAGCAAGGAUGUAGAUGACUGAAUGACGCAGAUCUCAUUUUGCCAGGGUGGUUUCAGGGGAGGGCAUGGUGGAAAGGGAAGUGGUUACUUAACAAUAUUGUUUUAAAACAAUUCCCUGUUUUUAUUUCACUCAAAGUCUAUUUUUGACUUGAAGGUGUAAUUCUAUUUUGAACAGACAUAAAAAUGGCAUCCUGCAGCUUCACAGUUAGCACCCUUCCAAAUCACGAGCUGAACUUAUCAAUAAAUAGAUAUUUUCUAACUACCAGCUCAGCCGUCUCGGUCAACCAGGGUUCCUCCCACCUCGUGCUUUAAACCAAUAGCAAGUGCUAAGUCGAUUGCAUUCUCUCAACCAUACCCAUGGAAGCCUCUUGACAUAUGUGUAUUUGCAUGAGUGGAACAUGCCUGAAGCAACUCCAGUGAUAAAGCACAAGGAAAGAGUGAAUCCAGGUUAUUUUCCCACAGCUGUACACAGCCAACAAUGCUUCUGUGAGUAAAAUGCAGUAAAAGCUUAUUCAUAGAUUCAUAGAAGUUAGGGUCGGAAGGGACCUCAAUAGAUCAUUGAGUCUGACCCCCUGCAUAGGCAGGAAAGUGUGCUGGGUUCAGAUGACCCCAGCUAGAUGCCUAUCUAACCUCCUCUUGAAGACCCCCAGGGUAGGGGAGAGCACCGCCUCCCUUGGGAGCCCAUUCCAGAUUUUGGCCUCUCUAACUGUGAAGAAUUUCUUCCUAAUGUCUAGUCUAAAUCUGCUCUCUGCUAGCUUGUGGCCAUUAUUUCUUGUAACCCCCAGGGGUGCCUUGGUGAAGAGAGCCUCACCAAUUCCCUUCUGCGCCCCCAUGAUGAAUUUACAGGCAGCCACAAGGUUGCCUCUCAACCUUCUCUUGCAUAGGCUGAAGAGGUCCAGGUGCCCUGGUCUCGCCUCAUAGGGCUUGGCCUGCAAACCCUUAACCAUACGAGUGGCCCUUCUCUGGACCCUCUCCAGGUCAUCCACAUCUCUCUUGAAGUGUGGCACCCAAAACUGGACGCAGUAUUCCAGCUGCAGUCUGACCAGCGCCCGAUAGAGGGGAAGUAUCACCUCCUUGGUUCUGUUUGUCAUGCAUCUGCUGAUGCAUGAUACAGUGCAGUUAGCUUUACUGAUGCCUUCGUUACACUGACGACUCAUGUUCAUCUUGGAGUCCAUUGGGACUCCGAGGUCCCUUUCUGCUUCCAUGCUACCAAGCAGGUCAUUUCCUAGGCAGUAGGUACUUUCCUAGGCAGGCACUUUCCUGUGUAGACAAGCUGAACAGAGAUGGCAUUUUUACCUAACUUCCUUUCAGAACAGAACCAAUAUCCAGUGUAAAUUUACAAUAGGACUGUUCAUCCGAUCUGCACCUAUACUCCUGGAGUGUACAUGCCUACAGUCUAGGAACCUACAAGCCCUACUAAUAGUCUGUAUUCAGAUGUAGCUUGCAUGGUCCUUUGAAUGAUAACGUAAUCCCAGGGUGGGUUUAAACAGAGAUAGACAGCAAAAUGAGCAAAAACACAAUGAGAGAUCUCGAUGCUUAAUGACAGAAAGAAAAUGGCUUGCAACUAUCUUACUAUUGGCAUAGUGACUGUAAGUAAAGUUGUUUAAAAAUCAGUCAUCCAUCUAACUAUUUUGAAUGUGGAAGUGCAAAAUGUAAAGGUAAUAUGGUACAAUAGCACUAUAAUAAAGUUUAUCAAAUGGUAUAACACAAAAUA
Alligator mississippiensis (American alligator) is the source of this 3783-nucleotide messenger RNA. RefSeq names its product fibroblast growth factor 1 (gene FGF1). Gene Ontology annotation, biological process: positive regulation of cell population proliferation; animal organ morphogenesis; regulation of cell migration. Gene Ontology annotation, molecular function: growth factor activity; fibroblast growth factor receptor binding. Gene Ontology annotation, cellular component: cytoplasm. The transcript has 7 exons. Lineage: Eukaryota; Metazoa; Chordata; Crocodylia; Alligatoridae. The record is from RefSeq and is a predicted model, not a curated record. The coding region runs from base 802 to 1269 and encodes 155 amino acids.